This is a messenger RNA of Caenorhabditis sp. 36 PRJEB53466, 4844 nucleotides long. The record is from the annotation of a GenBank genome assembly. Lineage: Eukaryota; Metazoa; Nematoda; Chromadorea; Rhabditida; Rhabditidae.
AUGAAAUAUAGAUGCUGCUCGGUAAGAAUAUCAGAGAAGCCCUCAGAACGCUGUUUGCUUUCAUGCUGAUCAGCAUGAAAGCAAACAACGUUUUGCUUUCAAAAUCAUGCUUUGAAUGUUCUGCUUUCAGGUAAUGCGCCGACGCCGCUCUAAAAUUUCUAUAAAAAAACAGUGCAUAACACCAUCAGCAGAUGAAGAUAUGCAAUCGGCGACAAUCGGUCCAGGCUGGAAAGCCCGCGGUGAUCGUAAACCCAAGGAAAAACGAGUUCCCUUCAAUAGACCGACUCCGCAACAGGUAAGUUCCAAUGUUCAGUGAGUCGGUGUUCAGCAUACCUGUGAAACAGGAGUAUUACUUUUUUGUUCUAUUCUUUUCCUAUUUCGAAUCGAGUUUUUUUUUGCGGAAAAAAUCUGUUUUUUUCGUGCCCGACCACAGCAACUAAUGGGGCUAUUCAGGGGAUUAAAAAAUGAUUGUUUUCCGUUUUUUCCCUAUUCAGCGAUGUCAAAAAAUGGAAAAAAAACGGAAAGAAAUGCAUCGCUCGCAGCGUUUUUUCCGGCGGGUCUCGCAGCGAUUUCCCGGACGCGAAGCAUGCGGCUACUGUGAGAGACGUUUUAUGAGUGGAUUUACGAGAACGGGUGGAUUUACGAAAAACUUUCUAAUUUUUCAGCGAAAUUGCCCCGUUUUCCCGCUAUUUUUAACCGAUUUUCACCGAAAAGCUCAAUGUUUUGAACGAUAUGACGAGGCACUCGAAACUAUCCAAAAAAAGAAUUCAAGCGAAGUCGGUCGGAAAUAGCGGUAAACGUGGCAAUUUUGCAUCAGUUAUCAUAACAAAUAAAUAAGAACUGAAAUUCCGUUGAAAAUCGAUUAAAAAUAGCGGGGAAACGUGGCAAUUUCGCUGAAAAAUUAGAAAGUUUUUCGUAAAUCCACCCGUUCUCGUAAAUCCACUCAUAAAACGUCUCUCACAGUAGCGGCAUGCUUCGCAUCCGGGAAAUCGCUGCGAGACCCGCCGGAAAAAAAACCCUGCGAGCGAUGCAUUUCUUUCCGUUUUUUUUCCAUUUUUUGACAUCGCUGAAUAGGGAAAAAACGGAAAACAAUCAUUUUUUCAUCCCCUGAACAGCCCCAUAAGUACAUAUGAAGUUAAGUUUCUGCAGGUUUACGAAGCGCUUCCAUUUGUGAGACGUUAUUUCAUGUAUUGGAUGAAACAUACAUUUGACAAGGAGAAGCUCUUCAUUAACACGUUUCAACCAUUGAAACACAAACCAUACUAUGGUAUUUUUUGACAUUCAUAUUCAUAUUGUUUAGUGCAGCACCCCUUCCAGGAGUUCCUUGCGGAGGUAUUGGAUGUGGAGCUAUUGGACGAGAUUUUCGCGGUGGAUUUUGUAAAUUCAGUCUUCGGCCGGGACUAGUCGAACACAAAGUUGACGUUGUCGCUGCCGAUCAGUUUAUUUUAUCUGUUCGAGAGAGCAAUAAGUGUAUCUAUCAGCAAGUACUAUCUGCAGCCGAUGUUCGACGAACUUCUGGGCAACUGUCAUCGUGGAAUUUCGGGUUUCCCAAAAGAAAUCUGUUUUACAGGCACGUCGUCAAUGCUGAGAACAAUAUCAUUAUCUUGUUCCUUUCAGAGGUCUGUUCCCUCGUUCCUGGACUUUGUUCCAAAUUCCUGAUCUCGGAAUAUCAGUAACUAUUCGUCAGAUCUCUCCUGUUUUCCCACAUAAUUACGAAGACACAGCAUAUCCAGUAUGUUUGUUUGUGAUUGACGUGAAGAAUAGUACGGCCGAUCGUGAGUUUGAAGUCUCGGUCGCAUUCACUUUUCGAAACGGAACCGGCAAUCGUCGAUGGGACCGAGAAUCCCAAUGCACUUCAUCGAAAUUCGAAGCUGAGGACGGUACAUCAUCUGGAGUCACACUUUCACAUACUAUUGCUUCCAUGCCGUGUACAUACGGCCUAGCAACAUCACGAAAAGAAGGAAGUGAUUUAUCAAUUUGUAGACGCUUCGAUCCGUCUAAAAGUGGUGCUUCAUUUUGGUGCCAUCUCCAGCAAACUGGGGAUGUUCCUGAGAAGGUGAUUUUGGUAGUGUGCGCUUCAUCAUCUUAAAUGACCGUUUUUGAGGAUGAAGAGUGCUCUCCAAACUCCAGAGAAAUGGCAGUCGCCGUUUGUAAUCGAUUCAAAUUAGGACCGUCUGAUGAGAAAGUGCACAAUUAUGCGUUGAGCUGGGACAUGCCGAAGGUUCACUUUGGCUCAGUGGCACGUAGUUAUCAUCGGUGUGUUGGGCAUUCAACUGCAUUAUCUGAUUUAUUCCUAUUCUAGUCGGUACACACGUUUUUUUCAAGCAUCCGAAACAGGAGCAGUCGCAGAUUCUCUGUGUGUCCGCGCUCUUCGGAUGAGAGAAAGCUGGGAAACCAAAAUCGAGGACUGGCAAAAUCCCGUUCUUAUGCAUACUAAGCUUCCUGAUUGGUAUAAGUCUGCAAUUUUUAAUGAGCUCUACUUUAUCACUGACGGAGGCACAGUAUGGUUUGAAUUCGACGAACAUUGGGCUGAACAUGAAACGCAUCUAAGCGAAUACACAAAGCAACGGAUGAAAACUAUUGGACGGUUUGGUUAUUUGGAAUGUAAGUGAUAGAGAUUAGCAAGGAACACUGCCAAACUAUUGCCCUCCGAUCUCGUUUAGAUUCUCAUUUUUAGUAGGAGUGUGUUAGGUGUAGGUGAUACGCCACGAUCGGUUUUUGUUAAAUAUUCCGGAUUUCCGGAGAUACAGUCGAGAAGCACAAACUUGAAUUUUCAACUCUCCCACGUCACAAUGUGUUUUUAACGGGACAAACAUUAAAUCAAUCAUCAUCAGUCUUAUCUUAUUUAAUAAAAAGCUUACGGGGUCUGUCCCUCUGUUUAUUUAUUUCUUGGUUUGUCCGCACACGUUUUCUUUUUUUCACGAAUGAAGUUGUUACGGAGAAAUUAAGAAGGUGAACACGUGAAUUUUAACGUUAAUAACUCAUUUAUUCACUUCGACCACCAGAAAAAUUUCGAACAGUUACUAUUUAGAAGGAAACAAACGGCGAAGCCUCUUCCGAGCGUCAGCUCUCACCGCGAACUCAGGUAAAUGGAUUGCGAUUUAAUUAGAGCUCAUUCGCAUCUAAUAAUGACACAGUAAGCGUGAAACUUUCUCGGAUUAGAUUCACAAACUCUUAGAUUCAAAAAUAGCUGCUUCGGCUAUUGGAAUCUAAUUAUAUGCUAUUUGAACACGAAACGUGUCUAAUUAUUUUCCAAACUUCUAGAAUUCCUAAGUAGACUCCAAACAAGCUUAAUUAAAUCGCAAUCCAUUUACCGCUCAAACGGGCCCAGGUUCGAGGUAUUGUAUUUAAUAGUUGAAUACGUACGUAUUUCAGUAUAUAGUUUGAGGAAAUCCGGCUUGUUUUUUAGUUCUUUAUGUAUUGCUUUCCUCGGUUCAAAUGUUCAUUUCAAACUAUUUUUCUCGAAAUCCUGAAUAUCUAAAAAAAAAGGAUAUCACCUAUUUAACAAACUCAGCAAAAUUUGAGCGCAAAGUGUUGAGUGUGCUCCAUGUAAGAAACCUGGCCAUUCUAUUUCUAGCUUGGGAAUAUCGGAUGGUCAACACCUAUGACGUUCAUUUUUAUGCAUCCUACGCUUUAGCAGAGUUAUGGCCACAACUAGAAUUAGCAAUUCAAUCUGAAUUCAGUAUGUUUUGCCAAUUUUCCCAUUAAAGUUCUCAUCAUUUUACUCCAGCCGAUCAAGUAUAUCACUCCAUAGAAAAGCCAACGCGUUUUCACAUGGAAGGAGACUGGGCAAACGUAAAAACAGCAAGUCGAAUUCCUCACGAUCUAGGAAAUCCAGCUGAUGAGCCAUGGAUUGCAACUAAUGCUUAUGUCAUGCAUGACACUGGAAAAUGGAAGGAUCUCAAUAUGAAAUACGUCUUAAUAUCAUGGAGGGAUUAUGUUGUACUCUCCGAGAAGCACUCUAAAUUCCUGUUUCAUACAUGGCCUGCAGUAAAAACGUUAAUGUUAGAAGCUCUUGAGAAUUGGGAUCAAGAUGGUGACGGAAUGAUCGAAAAUUUCGGUAAAGCUGACCAAACUUAUGAUGCUUGGCAAAUGGAAGGCGUGAGUGCAUACUGUGGAUCGUUGUGGUUAGCUUCACUUCGCGUUUCUCUCGAAAUGGCAAAGCUAACAGAAGACACAGAGAUGAGAAAUUUGUUUCAAGCCACUCUAUCGAAAGCAAAACGAAUAUUCAUAGAUACUCUGUGGACGGGUGCAUAUUUUCGAUUUUGCGAAAGGUCGAGGAGCAGGGAUACAGUCAUGGCUGAUCAAUUGUGUGGCUUUUGGUUUUUGCAGUCAGUUUCUCCAGAAAUGGCAAACGAUGUUUUGCCGAACGAAAUGGUGCGAUCUUCACUGGAAACCAUUUACAACCUCAACGUGUGUCGAUUUGGAAACGGGAGUAUGGGUGCGGUCAACGGUAUGAAACCGAAUGGAGUCAUAGACAGAGAAUACAUUCAAGCUGAUGAGAUGUGGACUGGUGUCACUUAUGCCGUUGCUUCCUUAUUAAUCCAGCAAGGCGAGGUGGAAAAGGCAUUCCAUACUGCCUCCGGAAGCUACUUAACUUGCUUUGAACGAGCCGGAUUACAGUACCAGACACCAGAAGCGCUUUAUGAGUCCAGGUAUCGCAAAAUUCCAAUGAAACUUCAACAUUUCUCUUAUCAGGUUCUAUCGGGCAAUUGGAUACAUGAGGCCACUGUCGAUCUGGGCAAUGCAAUGGUCCCUCAAAAGACAUUGCGGGUUGAACACAGAUUGCGAAUCACUCCCCAUUUUAAAGAAUCCAGCCGCUCAAGGAGCUACAAUAUCAAUAG